AUGUUUCAUUCACUCGUCAACAACAAGGAACCCACGAUAGCCGGGGUCUCUAUUAGUAUUACAAUGGAAAACCCUUGUGCUGCUGCAAAGGCCUUACAAAAUCAAGCCAACAUGACUCAGAGCUUGAUAAUGCAACAGAAUAUCCCCGGACUUGCGGAACCUGGGGCUUCCCAGAGGCCACAAGAUAUCGAGCCGCUUUCCGUUCAAGGGCAAUUACAACAGGUUAUAGGCGAGCUUCGAACCUUACAUGCAAAGCACAGUGGUGCGGGUGAUGGUGCAAUAUAUCAAGAUCCCACCAACACUUCGAAGACGUUACAACUCACCAAUAUUCUUCUCACGAUCUGGGCAAGAUCGAUUAUCAAGGGGGAUGUUGGUGUUGAUCUAGUCACCCCUCCUAAAACCAAACUCUUUGUUUGUACAGUUGGAGGUGGUGAACCUCCUCCAACUCAAUUGACCUUGAUUGAUCCAACACCGAGUACUUCAACAAUAAGCAUAGCCCCAUCAACUUCUGGACCAUUCGAUCUCAAUGAUCGUGGAGUUGCAACCCCCCCAUUUGAACACUUCCUUGACUUCUCCAAAAUUUCACCUGCAAAUCCAGCUCACCAACUCGUUUGA
Molecule: messenger RNA, 615 nt
Organism: Melampsora larici-populina 98AG31
Lineage: Eukaryota; Fungi; Basidiomycota; Pucciniomycetes; Pucciniales; Melampsoraceae
Exons: 4
Coding region: 1-615 (204 amino acids)
Source: RefSeq, a predicted model, not a curated record